Messenger RNA from Contarinia nasturtii (swede midge), 453 nucleotides. RefSeq lists its product as uncharacterized. The transcript is spliced from 5 exons. The coding region runs from base 46 to 453 and encodes 135 amino acids. NCBI's taxonomy places the organism in Eukaryota, Metazoa, Arthropoda, Insecta, Diptera, Cecidomyiidae. The record is from RefSeq and is a predicted model, not a curated record.
UAUCAAAUAAAGUUCGAAAGAUCAGUAAAACUACUUUGAACUAAAAUGAAGUUAUUCAUUAUAUUCGCAAUUGUUUCUUUGGCUCUGCGUACCUCAGAAUCGUCUGGCAAUAGUAAACGUGCAAGCUCCAGUAAGACGUCAAUAUCGCUUUCACUAAGCUUUUUGCCAACGUCCACCUUGAGUGGAAAGAUUAAUGAUAUCACAGCGGAUUUGAACAUUGAAAAUGUUCGACAAGCUGCGGACGAAUAUAAAGGCACUACAUGGAUGAAAAAAUGCUGUGGUGAACAAAUAAAAGACUAUUCAAGUUUUUUCAAAAAAGUUGCUAAAUCGCCACCGAAAUAUCCUCAAACCGGUGUUUCAUUCUUAAACCCCAUUUUUGGAAAAGUAAAUGACAUUAUUUCAAAUUUCAACAUCCAAUAUCCUGAUGACAUCUACGUUCUUCUUCCUGAGUAA